AUGGACCGCUUCGCCACCCUCGCCCACCUCAUCGCCUCCCUGCCCCCCCUGCAGCUCACAGCGGUAUCUCUGGCCAUCCUAACCUUUGCCGGCUAUCUCUGGCUCUACCCCAUUGCUUACGCCAGACUCGCCUACCGCAACUUGCCAGGACCAGACCCCGGAAGCUUCUUCUGGGGAAACAUCACCGGCGUCUUUGCUCCACCCACCCCAAAUUCUGCCCACGCCGAUUGGCACAAGGCCCAUGGCCACACUAUCAAGUACCGCAUGCAAUUCGGCUCCCACGACCUCUCUACCAUCGACCCCGCCGCCUUGUCUUACAUCGUCAACAACCCCUAUAUCUUUGACAAGCCGCCCGUGGUCAAGGCGUUUCUGGGCAGGCUGGUUGGUGCGGGGGUUAUCCUCAGCACCGGCGAUCAUCACAGGAACCAGAGGAAAAUCAUGGGCCCGGCCUUUGGCCAAGGGGCAGUCAAGGAGAUGUUUCCAGUCUUCUACGAUGUCUCUUAUGCGCUCAAAGACAAAUUACGCGACCUCAUCUCCAGCCAAGGCAGGAUCGUCACCUCCCCUUCCCCGAUCAAGCCUUCCGAACUUGUCGCCGGUGGCGCCAAGAUCGACGUGUUGAAGUAUCUCACUUUGGCUGCCUUUGACAUUAUCGGCAUAUCUGGAUUUGGAUUUGUUUUCAACUCUUUGUCUGGGGAGAAGAAUAUGGUGGUAGAUUUGGCGGAAGCGUUCCUUCAAAGUGGAUCAGAGCUGGGGGUGCAGUACAUCCUCAAACAGUACUUUCCCUUCACCCUCUUGGUGAGUGUGAAUCAAAACGUGUGUGGCAAAGGUCGCUCACUCUGGCGCGGCGCUCGAGCCGGGACCUCACUCACCAGGAAAAGAAUUCAAGAGAUUCUGGAUAUCACUUCGGGAGAAGGUGUUCAGAAGAGACAAGACAUUGGCAAAGAUCUGCUGUCCCUUCUCGUCAAAUCCAACAUGGCAUCCGAUUUGAAAGAGAAUGAACGACUUGCUGAGGACGACAUUGCCGAUCAAAUUUUGACGAUUCUACUUGCAGGAGGAGAAACGACUUCCAGCGCCGCUUCUGCCACCCUCCGCUUUCUCACCCAGUACCCCGACGUCCAGGACAGACUGCGUAAAGAGCUGUUGACUAUUGAUGAGGACCGUCCUUCGACGGAAACGUUGAACAAACUUCCAUACCUUGAAGCCGUUAUCCGCGAGGCCAUCCGGCUCGCACCCGGCGUCUCGCUCUACUUCCGCACAGUUGUACACGACGUCAUAAUCCCCUUCAGUCAACCCCUCGUCGGAGCUGACGGCAAGUUGAUGACAGAAGUCAAGAUGAAGCGUGGAGAUCAAUUGUUCCUUCCUCUGGCUGCGAUCAACACUUCCUCCGCCCUCUGGGGUCCGGACGGCGAAUCGUUCAACCCUUCCCGAUGGCUCCAGGACGACCCCAACAAGGUCAAGCUUCCCGGAGUCUACGGCAACAACUUUACCUUUGUCGGCGGCACUCGUUACUGCAUUGGCUACCGGUUUGCAUUGCAGCAGAUCAAGGUGGUGCUGUUUGUGUUGCUGCGAGGGUUCGACUUUCAAGAGCUCAAGAGCAAACCAGAGCUUUUCCGAGCCACUUCAUCGGUGGUGCAGACAUAUAUACGAGGCGAGGAGCAUCUGGGUACCCAGAACCCCCUGAUGGUCGUACCCCUUGGUGGAUCCGCAGAAGCGCCAGCAGCGUAG
This is a messenger RNA of Cryptococcus amylolentus CBS 6039, 1725 nucleotides long. RefSeq lists its product as hypothetical. The record is from RefSeq and is a predicted model, not a curated record. Gene Ontology annotation, molecular function: heme binding; monooxygenase activity; iron ion binding. The transcript is spliced from 8 exons. Lineage: Eukaryota; Fungi; Basidiomycota; Tremellomycetes; Tremellales; Cryptococcaceae. The coding region runs from base 1 to 1725 and encodes 574 amino acids.